This is a messenger RNA of Candida tropicalis MYA-3404, 2010 nucleotides long. Its product is annotated as DNA-binding SCF ubiquitin ligase subunit. The coding region runs from base 1 to 2010 and encodes 669 amino acids. Gene Ontology annotation, molecular function: Hsp90 protein binding. The transcript has a single exon. The record is from RefSeq and is a predicted model, not a curated record. Lineage: Eukaryota; Fungi; Ascomycota; Pichiomycetes; Serinales; Debaryomycetaceae.
AUGACAGAUCUGAAACUAAUAGAAGAUAAGUCUAAAUUGGCGAUUUUAUAUUUUAAGUCACAAGAAUAUGAAAAAGCCUUGGGUACUUAUAAUGUGUUGAUCAAUCAAUUAAAAAAUCUCCCAAAAUCAACAAUCAGACAAAUCAGAAAGGACAAUAAUUUACAAGAAUCACCUAUUGUUGGUCCAACAAUACAUCCCAAACUAGGUUCUUUAAUUGAUCAAAGGGCAGCAACGUAUGAGAAAUUGGGUCAGAUAGCAAGUGCUUUAAAAGAUGGUAGAGAGUUGACAAAACUAGAACCUAUUGGUUGUAAAGGAUAUUUACGAACGGGGAAACUAUUACUUGGAAUGAAUAAAAAAGUUGACGCCUAUAAAUGUUAUCAAGAAGGAAUUUAUAUUAUUGAAAAGGCUAUAAAAGAUUACAAUAUAAAUGUUCCUGAGAAGUUGUUUGCGUCAUUGAAAUUGCACUACCGUGAACUCAAUAGAGAAUUAAAACAAAAACGACGCACAGAAGAUGAAUACAAGAAAGUAGUGAAGAAAACUAGAAGAUCUACUGAUCCAUUUGUGCAUUUACCUAUUGAUAUAAUUGAAAUUAUUUUCCGAGAUAUUCCAAUGAAUCACAUACUACGAUUGCACCUGGUGUCUAAGCUCUGGUAUUAUACAUUAACAUCUAUUCCUAGCUUGUAUCUGUUCAAAUGUAAAUCUAACAUUGCAUUGAGUGAGUUUAUAAGUGGUGCCAAAUUGUUUAAAAAAAUAAGUUCUCAUUCAACGUCAAAACUGAUACAGCAAAUUAAAGUAAACCAAGUCACAACCAAAGCACAUUUUCUCAAAGUACUUGAAGUGUUGAUCCGUGAACCAGGGAUGUUGGUUAAGAAUCUUGAUUUAAUUGACAAGAAUUUCAAUCUACAGUUAUUUUAUCAUUUGGUUUCGAAAUUUGGAUGGAGGUGGGGUAAUUUGAGAAACUUGGAGAGUUUGAGAAUUGGAAUCAAUUGUAGUAUCAAGUAUGGACGAGUAUUGUUGAAUAUGUUUAAGAAAUUAAAAGUACUUGAGAUUGUGAUUCUUCAGGGAGAGAAAAGUUCAUUGGAUUUAAUACCUAUUCAGGAGAAAAUGUUUAAAAAACUCAAGGAUCUUGAAGUGGAGGAGUAUCCACUUGAAAAAUUAUUACUUGUUAAUCAUACGAAGCUUUUGUUAAACAAUCCUAAUCCAAUUUCUGCACAAACAUACAAUCCAUAUCCUAUUUUUUUAGAUAAGAAUUUCCCAGCAUUGACGGAGUUGACUCUUGUUUCGUUUGAUUUUGCAACCACAUUACCUGAAUUUGGUGAAUUUCUAACAAGAAUUCCAAAGUUGACCAAACUCUAUCUAGAAAACAAUCAAAAUAUAAAUAUGUUGAUUUUCUUGCAAAUGAUUAUUAAUUAUAGACCCGAGUUUAAGUUGCAAGAAUUUACGUUUAGAGAGUCCUGUGCGAUUUCACCGAUUUCGUUGACUGAAUUUAGACUUGGUGAUUUGCACCAAUUCAAGAAUAUCUAUAAAUUAGAUUUAUAUAAAAAUUGCUUAUCAGUUACUGGCUUAUUAAAGUUGUUGAAAAUAUGUGGUAGAUCAAUUCGAAGUUUACAUAUUGGUCACUCACAUUACAUUUCGUUUACCAUCCAUUCACAACGAAUGAUUUCAUUGUAUGAUAUUCUCAUCAAGUGCCCGUUGUUGAACCAAAUAUACCUCAACGAUAUGGAUAUUGAUCAAGCAGCCAUGAUACAGAUUAACAAAGAUUUAGAGAAAAUCUCUAGUAAUUUCCAAAUGUUGGAUUUAAGUUUUAACAAGAUUGAUGGGAUCAGUUUAUUGAGAAUGUUUGAUAAAAAAUUGAUUGUUAAUCCUAUUGAGGUGUUGGUAUUAAAUGGCAUGGAGAUUUCCACAGACACUAUACAGUAUUUAAUCAGAAAGAGAUAUGUUAAGAAUGUAGUGUUUGACAAGUCAAGGAUUAAAUGGCAAGUCUUUGGUGUCAACAGUUGGGUACAAUAA